GAAAAUUCCAACACCAACAAUGUUGGACAUACCACAUUCAAGAGAGACGGUGAAACUUUCGUUAAUGGAUACAGGCGCUGUACGGACGGAAACAGCGAGUUCGUUAUUCAAACCACACGUCCGUGGGUUUGACACAGUCACAUUCAAGUUGUGGGCAUUUCUCAUAUCGCAUGGCGACACCCAUGUACUCUUUGAUCUAAGCAAUUCGGAUGCGCAUCCAGAGCCCGUGUUCCACAUUGACGUAACCCAAGAUGUCUUUGACGUUCUCGAUGCUGCGACACCACCGACCAUCAAACCAGACACUGUUUCCGCCUGUAUAUGGUCCCAUCAUCAUUUUGAUCAUCGCGGCGACAUUGGAAGAUUCCCAGCAUCGACCCAGCUUGUAGUAGGACCUGGAGUCCACCAAGCAUACCUCCCAGGCUACCCGUCCAAUCCCGAGAGCGAGUUGGCUGAGACUGACUUUAUGGGUCGCGAGGUUAGAGAGAUGUCGAAUGCCGAAUUUACAUUAACAUGUGGGGGAUACGCUGCACACGAUUAUUUUGGAGAUGGGUCGUUUUUCCUAUUAUCUUCGCCUGGACAUACGACGGGACACUUGUCAGCGCUGGCACGAGUCACCAGCGACAGUGAGGACAGCACUUUUGUCUUUCUUGGAGGAGACUGCGCUCAUCACUGCGGCGUAUUUCGACCGUCCCAAUACGUCCCGCUGCCUGAGUCCAUCACACUGGGAAACGUUACCUAUACCGUAGAAGAGGUCAGGAGCAUUCAUCCAAAGGGGUCUAUGGUAGAGCCGUUUCUUCAAGUUGAUGAAGAGCCAAUGUGUGAAGAUCACGCAGCUGCCGUGGAGAGUGUUGAAAAGAUGCAAGUCUUUGAUGCCCAGGAUAAUAUCCUAGUAUGUAUUGCGCACGAUGCCACGUUGAGGCGACAUCUACCAGUCUUUCCAGAAACGUUGAAUGGCUGGAAGCAGGCCGAUUUGAAGAACAAACUGCGAUGGGAGUUUCUUCGAGAUUUUGGAAUUAUUGGUGGCUAACCUCGUCAAGCCCUAUUAAAUGCCGGCAUAACCGACAGUACAAAGCCGGUCUGAUUACGAAACUCGGCAACGCAGAUAUCUAGUGGCUUCUCGAGUGUGUCUCAGUCGGUAGUUGAUGGGAUCCUUCCCAGGUCGCUCCAACAAUGCCAUUAUGUAGGAGCUUGACGGUUAGCUAAUACAUCCAGCCACCUGUAAGCUCAAAGUGGAAGGUCACUAGAAAGAUACGACAAAUGGAAAUAAGCCAUCGUUACUAGCGUACUUAUUAAGGUUUUAAGCUAUUCAAGCUUAUUUUGACAGCUGAGGCGCAGAGUCCUCGCACAACUACCCCUAGGGCCGGACUUCAGUGGGC
[Torrubiella] hemipterigena is the source of this 1376-nucleotide messenger RNA. The record is from the annotation of a GenBank genome assembly. Lineage: Eukaryota; Fungi; Ascomycota; Sordariomycetes; Hypocreales; Clavicipitaceae.